Messenger RNA from Drosophila kikkawai, 623 nucleotides. RefSeq names its product Acylphosphatase 2 (gene Acyp2). NCBI's taxonomy places the organism in Eukaryota, Metazoa, Arthropoda, Insecta, Diptera, Drosophilidae. Gene Ontology annotation, molecular function: acylphosphatase activity. The record is from RefSeq and is a predicted model, not a curated record.
AUGGCACAUCGAUGUAAUUCUAUUUUGGUUGUCCGAGCAUUUGUUUUGUUUUCUCUAUUACGGUAUCCAGGCGGGUAUAGUUGCCAGGAUCUUCGAACAUCCAAUUUCGGUGGCAUUAUGGCAGCAUCUAAAUCCGCGCAGCUCUUCGCGUGCAACUUCGAGGUGUUUGGCCGUGUGCAAGGUGUGUUCUUCCGCAAGUUCACGGCACAGACGGCCAAUACGCUGGGCAUCAAGGGCUGGUGCAUGAACACCAAGGACGGAACGGUCAAGGGCCAACUGGAGGGACCUCUUCCGCAGCUCAACGAAAUGAAACAUUGGCUCCAGACCAAGGGCAGUCCCCAGUCGAGCAUCACGAAGGCGGAGUUCUCGCCGGCAAAGGAGAUCGAUGCCUACACGUUCAGUAGCUUCGAAAUAAGGCGCUAAAGUUAAUCCUUGAAGGAACACCACUCGAGGCUCAACAUAUUCAAUUAUAGCUUAGUGUAUUUAGCUCUGUUAUGUGAGACUUGAUCUUGUCGGCUUAUGCCCAGAAACUCUUAUUCUGUAAAUCACAUAAAACAUAUUAACAAUAAUUUAUAAUUUAGCCAUAAAAUCCCAAAACAAUAACAAAUAUAUCGAAACACCUA